AUGAAGCGUCUGGGGGCCGUGCAGCGGAAAGUGCAGUGUGCGUUUGUGACAGAGGUGAAGGAGGAGCCCUCCGCCAAACGGGAGCAUCGUCAGCCAUACGUUUGGACUCGGCUGGAUAGGAAACCUAACCAACUAGCUGAGAAAAGAUUUAAAAAUUUUCUCCAUUCAAAACAGAACUCAAACGAAUUUUUUUGGAAUGUUGAAGAGGACUUCAAACCUGUUUCAGACUGUUGGAUAUCAGCAAAGGAAAUAGAACAUUUAAAUGGAAACCCAGUGCCUGAUGAAAAUGGACACAUUCCAGGUUGGGUGCCAGUAGAGAAAAGCAACAAACAGUAUUGUUGGCAUUCCUCUGUAGUUAAUUAUGAAUGUGAAAUUGCCUUGGUACCGAAGCUUCAUCCUGAUGAUCCUGGUCUUUUGGAAAUUAGUGCAGUGCCACUAUCAGAUCUCCUAGAACAAACACUGGAGCUAAUAGGAACAAAUAUUAAUGGAAAUCCAUAUUGGUUAGGAACCAAGAAGUGUCCAUUACAUCUUCUUAUACCACAUGGAGCAUUUCAAAUAAGAAAUCUACCUACCUUGAGACACAGUGAUAUAUUGUCCUGGUUUGAAGGCUGCAGAGAGGAUAAAAUUGAAGGAAUAGUAUGGCACUGCAAUGAUGGCUGCUUAAUUAAGGUCCAUCGCCAUCAUCUUGGUUUAUGCUGGCCAAUUCCAGACCCUUAUAUGAAUUCAAAGCCAGUUAUUAUUAACAUGAACCUGAACAAACAUGACUAUGCCUUUGAUACGAAAAGAAAAAAAAGUUCAGUAGUCUGGGACCUGCCUCAACCCCUGGCCUUCCACCUGGGGGAACCCAAUGUGAACAGUGGGCACUAUCAGCAGAAGAACCUGGCCCCAGGGAGAUCCCAGGGUGUGAGGAAGGCGAUGAAGAGCCUGCGGAGCAUAUUCGUGUGGUGGUGA
Talpa occidentalis (Iberian mole) is the source of this 951-nucleotide messenger RNA. RefSeq lists its product as uncharacterized. Lineage: Eukaryota; Metazoa; Chordata; Mammalia; Eulipotyphla; Talpidae. Gene Ontology annotation, molecular function: RNA ligase (ATP) activity. The record is from RefSeq and is a predicted model, not a curated record. Gene Ontology annotation, biological process: response to reactive oxygen species.